AUGCCUGGCGAAGUUAUCGACCGACCGAAUCCGGAGCCACUGCCAUCCAACCUCCCCAAGGAAUUGGACGAUUUUGCAGUGAAGCUGGAGAGCAUCGUUCUCGACCAGAAGGACUACAAUGAUCUCAUUAAGUUUCGCCGGGCGGCAUGCUACAUCGCUGCUGGUGGGUUCGACUACUAUCCUGCAAUACGAUCGCAAUUGCUGACAUCCAUGCCAGCUAUGAUAUUCUUACAAGACAAUGUGUAUCUAAAAAGAGAGAUCAAACCGGAAGAUAUCAAACCUCGAUUGCUAGUGGGCCCUGGUCACGGGGCACCUGGAAUCCUGGCCUCGGUCUGGCUGGAAGGCUCGCUUGAGAAGUUUUUCCCUGAGUAUUCGCGCGAUACCAAGGGACUUGCCCGGCUUAUUUCGACCUUCAGCACCACUGCAGGCCUCCCAAGUCACAUCAAUGCAGAGACUCCAGGAGCAAUCCAUGAAGGAGGUGAACUCGGCUAUGCCUUAGCCGUUUCGUUUGGUGCGGUCAUGGAUAAUCCAGACCUUAUUGUGACAUGUGUCGUCGGAGAUGGAGAGGCAGAAAGCGGCCCAACAGCCACGAGCUGGCACGCUGCCAAAUACAUUGACCCGAAAGAAUCCGGCGCAGUCUUGCCAAUAGUGCAUCUUAAUGGGUUCAAAAUCAGCGAAAGAACGGUUUACGGAUGCAUGGACAAUCGAGAGCUAACAGCAUUGUUCUUGGGAUACGGUUACCAACCACGUUUCGUUGAAGACCUGAACGAUAUCGACACGGACAUGCAUACGUCAAUGGUCUGGGCUGUAGGAGAAAUUCACCGUAUUCAAAAGGCAGCCCGUGAAGGAAAGCCCUUGAGUAAGCCCAGGUGGCCCGUGUUAAUAUUACGAACACCUAAGGGAUGGACCGGACCAAAAAAGAUACACGGGAACUUCAUCGAAGGUUCUUUUCAUUCACACCAAGUUCCUCUACCAAAAGCAAAGAAAGACAAAGAAGAACUGCAAGCUCUUCAGGAGUGGCUCAUGUCCUAUGGCCCUCAAGAUCUUUUUAACGAUCAAGGCGGCCCAAUCAAUGACAUACUCUCGAUUAUACCAAAGCAAGAUAGCAAAAAGCUCGGGCAGCGUAUUGAAACAUACGGUAACUAUCACCCUCUUGAUAUGCCAAACUGGAAACACUUUGGAGUUUCAAGAGGAUCCUACGAGAGUUCGAUGAAGAUCAUCGGAAAGUUUAUUGACCAGGUUUUCACGAAGAACCCACAUACAGCAAGACUCUUUAGUCCCGACGAGCUAGAAAGCAACAAGUUGGAUGCUGCUUUGGCAAACACUGGUCGAAAUUUCCAAUGGGAUCAAUAUUCACGCAACCAGGGCGGCCGUGUCAUUGAAGUUCUAAGCGAGCACAUGUGUCAAGGUUUCAUGCAGGGCUACACUUUAACUGGUCGAACCGGUAUCUUUCCAACUUACGAAAGUUUUCUUGGUAUUGUACAUACAAUGAUGGUGCAGUACAGCAAGUUCAACAAAAUGGAACACAAUGGGUUUUCACAUCAGAAUCCCUCUUUCAUCGGUGCCGUACUCAAACUCAAGCCUUACGCUGCUAGAGUCUACCUGCCACCAGAUGUCAACACCUUCUUGUCUACGCUUGAUCACUGUCUCCGAUCCAAGAACUACGUGAAUCUUAUGGUAGGCUCAAAACAGCCUACACCUGUGUACCUUAGCCCUGAGGAAGCAGCGAACCAUUGUCGCGCGGGUGCCUCUAUCUGGAAAUUUUGCAGUACAGAAGAAGGCUUAAACCCGGAUGUCGUACUAGUCGGCAUCGGCAAUGAACUUACGUUCGAGGUUAUAUACGCGGCAUCGAUUCUUCGAAAACGAGUCCCAGAAUUGAGAGUGCGUGUCAUAAACGUAACGGACCUUAUGAUCUUAGAGAAUGAGGGCUCACACCCACAUGCUUUGUCCAAUGACGGAUUUGAUGCGCUCUUCACACCAGACCUUCCAGUCCAUAUCAACUACCAUGGCUACAACACUGAGAUACAGGGCCUGCUGUUUGGUCGCCCCAAUCUUGACCGAGUAAGCAUUGCCGGAUAUAUUGAAGAAGGGAGCACCACUACGCCAUUCAACAUGAUGCUCGUCAACAAAGUCUCGCGAUUCCAUGUUGCGAAAGCCGCUAUUCGAGGAGCAUCAAAGCGGAAUGAAAAGGUCCGCCUGAGAUGCCAGGAGCUGUUGACUGAGUUGGAUACGAAUAUCUCGGAAACUGAGAAAUAUAUUAUUGACAAUGGAAAGGAUCCCGAUGACAUGUAUGAGAUGCCAAAAUUUAGCUGA
Messenger RNA from Talaromyces atroroseus, 2313 nucleotides. RefSeq lists its product as hypothetical. The transcript is spliced from 7 exons. Lineage: Eukaryota; Fungi; Ascomycota; Eurotiomycetes; Eurotiales; Trichocomaceae. Gene Ontology annotation, molecular function: aldehyde-lyase activity. The record is from RefSeq and is a predicted model, not a curated record. Bases 1 to 2313 code for a protein of 770 amino acids. Gene Ontology annotation, biological process: carbohydrate metabolic process.